CUGCUGCAGACGGAUCCGCGUCUCCAGCUGUGCGGCUCCGGCUCCGGUCCCGCAGGCUGCGUCGGCCAUGUUGUUGUGUGGGGGUUGAUGGAAGUUUGGUAGUAGGAAGUAGAGCCUGCAGAGCUCCGGGGCAGCUCCAGGAUCCCACUUUCCCCUCUUUUGUUUGUGAUCCCCGGCAUGCCGCUGCAGGAUUUCUCCUCCCUGCAGACCAUGACUGUCUCCUCCACCUCCCCCUUCAGCCUGCACGCUUGCAACACUUGAGCCGCUUCUUUUUUUUAUUCAACUUAAAGCAGUCUCUGCGCUGGAUGGAUGGAGUGAUGGUGAGGGCGGCUCUGUCCCGGCUGGAGUAACUCGGAUUUACUUGUCCCGAUCAGAUUUAAGGAGGAGAAGAGGGGGAGAAGAGGAGGAAAACACCCAGGAAAGACACCGAUUUCAGAAGGAGGGGCGAGACGAUGGGCUGCAUAAAGAGCAAGGAGGACAAAGGCCCGACGAUGAAGUAUCAGCAAGAGAACUCCCCCGCGUCAGACCCCGCUGCCACCGCCACCACGCCUCACGCCGGCCACUACGCACCAGAACCCACCCAGCUGCAGCAGAAUCAGCCUCCCUCGUCGUCCUCCGGCUCUGGAGUUGUGAAUUUCAACCACGCCCUCACACCGUUUGGGGGCUCCUCGUCUGCCAUGACCCCCUUUGGGGGAAUGUCGACCUCCUUCUCCGGUCCUAUGUCCAAUUCCUUCUCAGGUGCCGUCUCAAGUGGUGUUACCUUCUUUGUGGCCUUGUAUGACUAUGAAGCCAGAACAGCAGAUGAUCUAACGUUUAAAAAGGGAGAUCGCUUCCAGAUCAUCAAUAACACAGAAGGAGACUGGUGGGAGGCUCGCUCCAUCAACACUGGGAAGAGCGGCUACAUCCCCAGCAAUUACGUGGCCCCUGCUGACUCCAUCCAGGCAGAAGAGUGGUACUUCAGUAAAAUGGGGCGCAAAGAUGCUGAGAGGUUGCUGCUGAAUCCAGGAAACAGUCGAGGAACUUUCCUGGUGCGAGAAAGUGAAACGACUAAAGGUGCUUAUUCUCUGUCCAUACGAGACUUUGACACAGCCAAAGGAGACAAUGUGAAACACUACAAGAUCCGCAAGCUGGACAGCGGGGGAUACUACAUCACCACGCGGGCCCAGUUUGACACCUUACAGAAGCUCGUCAGACACUAUUCAGAGCACGCGGACGGACUCUGCCACAGACUGACCUCGGUUUGCCCCACGGUCAAGCCUCAGACUCAGGGGCUUGCGAAGGACGCCUGGGAGAUUCCCAGAGAGUCUCUACAACUGGAGCUGAAACUGGGACAGGGCUGCUUCGGAGAGGUCUGGAUGGGCACGUGGAACGGCACCACCAAGGUAGCCAUAAAGACGCUGAAGCCGGGGACCAUGUCGCCCGAAGCUUUCCUCCAGGAAGCACAGAUUAUGAAGAAGCUCAGGCACGACAAACUGGUGCCUCUCUACGCGGUGGUGUCAGAAGAGCCCAUCUACAUCGUGACAGAGUACAUGUCCAAAGGAAGCCUCCUUGACUUCUUGAAAGAAGGUGAAGGCAAAUUCUUGAAUCUGGUCAUGCUGGUGGACAUGGCUGCAAAGAUUGCUGACGGGAUGGCUUUCAUCGAGAGGAUGAACUACAUUCACAGGGACCUGCGUGCAGCCAACAUCCUCGUGGGCGAGAACCUGGUGUGCAAGAUCGCCGACUUCGGUCUGGCCAGGUUGAUAGAAGACAAUGAGUACACAGCGAGGCAAGGAGCUAAAUUCCCCAUCAAGUGGACGGCCCCGGAGGCCGCGCUGUACGGGCGCUUCACAAUCAAGUCGGACGUCUGGUCUUUUGGCAUCCUGCUCACCGAGCUCGUCACCAAAGGCAGGGUGCCCUACCCAGGGAUGGUGAACCGGGAGGUGUUGGAGCAGGUGGAGCGGGGCUACCGGAUGCCCUGCCCGCAGGGUUGCCCCGAGUCCCUGCACGAGAUGAUGAAGGUCUGCUGGAAGAAGGAGCCGGACGAGAGGCCCACCUUCGAGUAUCUGCAGUCCUUCCUGGAGGACUAUUUCACCUCGACGGAGCCACAGUACCAGCCCGGGGAAAACCUAUAACCACGGGAGGCUUGUUCAAAGACAGACAAGUCUGGAAAAGGCGUUGUCCAAUGCACACACCACUGCUUCAUCUCCCUUUUCUAACAUCAUUUUCGUUCUCCAUCAAGCAUCUUUUUUUUUC
Molecule: messenger RNA, 2232 nt
Organism: Cololabis saira (Pacific saury)
Lineage: Eukaryota; Metazoa; Chordata; Actinopteri; Beloniformes; Belonidae
Product: tyrosine-protein kinase yes-like
Exons: 12
Coding region: 453-2111 (552 amino acids)
Biological process (GO): cell differentiation; innate immune response; cell surface receptor protein tyrosine kinase signaling pathway
Cellular component (GO): extrinsic component of cytoplasmic side of plasma membrane
Molecular function (GO): non-membrane spanning protein tyrosine kinase activity; ATP binding; signaling receptor binding
Source: RefSeq, a predicted model, not a curated record